This is a messenger RNA of Monopterus albus (swamp eel), 3195 nucleotides long. RefSeq names its product adenosylhomocysteinase-like 1 (gene ahcyl1). Gene Ontology annotation, biological process: L-methionine cycle. The coding region runs from base 392 to 2059 and encodes 555 amino acids. The record is from RefSeq and is a predicted model, not a curated record. Lineage: Eukaryota; Metazoa; Chordata; Actinopteri; Synbranchiformes; Synbranchidae. The transcript has 17 exons. Gene Ontology annotation, cellular component: cytosol.
UUCGUUUUCCUAUCCAUGGACGCUGACUGGAUGAUCACCGCCUACACACUGCCCACUUGUUCAGGUGACAGCCUCAACAAACCGCCCCCUUCCCCUUGGAGAUGUUGGUGCCUGUGGAUGACAGCAGACCUAGAGGACCGAGGAAAGUGUUUGAACGGCUCUUAUACAAAGUAUAAAAGAAAACGGGCUCAGCUGUUUUCAGGUCGGCUACUUAUUGCUUCGUGCCAAGGUCUAGUGGAAGUGCCUUAGCUACGCCUCGGUCAUUUUAAGCCCCGAAGCUUACUUAACCGAGCGAGGAGGAAGGCGACGGACAAAGCGAACCCAGGUCUGAACUCAAUUCAGAACCGGCUUUUUUGUUCUCCAGUGACACUAUCGACACCACCUGGAUGCAAUGACCGACUCGGUGGUGGACAGCAAGGCAGAGGUUAAACAAGCCACGAAAUAUGUCAAAGAGACUGAAAACGUUGCGGAAAAAUAUUCAGUGAUGACUGUUAGCAAAAACAGCAGCGAUGUGAAUAUGAACGUUGGGGAAAUGCCUUCCGCAGCCUUCACCGCAGUCCCCACUCUGAAAUCCAUCAAGAAGAUCCAGUUUGUGAAUGCAGAGGACAAACAGGAAUUCAGCAAGUACCCUACCAAGGCGGGCCGCCGCUCACUCUCGCGCUCCAUCUCGCAGUCCUCCACAGACAGCUACAGCUCAGCUGCGUCCUACACUGACAGCUCCGAUGAUGAAACCUCCCCCCGGGACAAAACCCAGGUCAACAGUCAGGGCAGCAGUGACUUCUGUGUGAAGAACAUUAAGCAGGCUGAAUUUGGCCGCCGAGAAAUUGAAAUUGCAGAACAAGACAUGUCUGCCCUGAUCUCCUUGAGGAAGAGAGCCCAGGGGGAGAAGCCACUGGCUGGGGCGAAGAUAGUAGGCUGUACCCAUAUCACUGCUCAGACAGCGGUCCUGAUUGAAACCCUGGUAGCCCUUGGGGCCCAGUGUCGCUGGACUGCCUGUAACAUCUACUCCACUCAGAAUGAGGUGGCUGCUGCUCUCGCUGAGAUAGGGGUACCUGUGUUUGCAUGGAAGGGUGAGACAGAGGAUGACUUCUGGUGGUGCAUCGAUAGCUGUGUCAACACUGAUGGCUGGCAGACCAACAUGAUCCUGGAUGAUGGCGGAGACUUAACUCACUGGGUGUACAAGAAGUAUCCCAGUGUCUUCAAGAAAGUGCGGGGCAUUGUAGAGGAGAGUGUCACUGGGGUGCACAGACUGUACCAGUUGUCUAAGGCUGGCAAGCUGAGUGUCCCUGCCAUGAACGUGAAUGACUCCGUCACCAAGCAGAAAUUUGACAACCUUUACUGCUGCCGUGAAUCAAUCCUGGAUGGGUUGAAGAGGACCACAGAUAUAAUGUUUGGAGGCAAACAAGUCGUUGUGUGUGGUUAUGGAGAGGUGGGGAAAGGCUGCUGUACUGCUCUUAAGGCCCUUGGAGCUAUUGUGUGCAUCACAGAGAUUGACCCCAUCUGUGCCCUGCAGGCUUGCAUGGAUGGUUUCCGAGUGGUCAAGCUGAGCGAGGUCAUCCGGCAGAUGGACGUGGUGAUAACUUGCACUGGCAACAAGAAUGUUGUUACCAGAGAACAGCUCGACCGAAUGAAGAAUGGCUGCAUUGUCUGCAAUAUGGGGCACUCCAAUACGGAGAUUGAUGUGGCGAGUCUGCGCAGCCCUGAGUUGACCUGGGAGAGGGUUCGCUCUCAGGUUGACCACAUCAUCUGGCCUGAUGGAAAGAGGGUUGUUCUGCUGGCAGAGGGUCGCCUCUUAAAUCUGAGCUGCUCCACAGUGCCUACAUUUGUGUUGUCCAUCACAGCCACAACUCAGGCCCUGGCCCUGAUUGAGCUGUUCAAUGCUCCAGAGGGACGUUAUAAACAGGAUGUGUAUCUUCUGCCCAAGAAGAUGGAUGAGUAUGUGGCCAGUUUGCACCUUCCAAACUUUGAUGCACACCUGACAGAGCUGUCGGAUGAGCAGGCCAAGUACAUGGGCCUCAAUAAGAAUGGCCCCUUCAAACCUAAUUAUUACAGGUAUUAACAAGAGUGUCUGGUAUCAACACACUGUUGCCCUGGGAUAAAUAGAGAUAUCUGUUUUAUUUUCUAAAUUGUUACAAAAUGGAGGAAUUAUUUUACCUAUCCUGAAUGUAACUUAUUAAUAGCUCUUCAGACAUAGUGUUAAUUAUCAAAACUAAGACUUGUAAACGUGUAACCAACUAACAUUUUACGUCUUGCAUGUGUUCAUGUGUAUGUUCUUAUUUAGUUGCUACUGCUUAUGUUUAUUUGUAUACCCUGUUCACGCACAGUGUCAAAUGAUGGCCAUAAGUGUGGAACACAAGAUACCAUUUAUGUUUUGUCUGUCAAAUAGCAUUAAGGUUUGAUAAGAAGAUUACACAAGCCAGAGUUUAGGUUGAGCCAUAACGAACUCUGUAUUAAAUGUACAUUAUUUGGUUUGUUUUAUUUGUAUUAAAUAAUCUCAUUGAAUGGUAUCUGCAUACAUGACCUAAAAGGUAACAUCCAGGGAUGCCUUUUAUUACAGCAAAAUAACCAGUUUAAACUCCUGACUCAUUUUGUUCACAUUCAACAUCCUGUCCCUGAACAAAGUAAUGUUUAAUAUGCUAACAACAGAUUCUGAUGUUUUGUUAUGUCUCAGAUUAUGUUAAAGAUAACAGGUUUUAUACAUUCCCAGAGAAGAGUGAGAAGGGGCUCUUAAAGCAUUUUCACAUUACUAUAAAUUCCCUCAUUCCAUGCCAAGUUUCCAUUUGCUCACUCAAAUUCCAGCUGAGCUUUGUCUCGCUGAGGAGUAUUUUGACUGGACGGUACCUUUAAGGCCAUGGUAUGAAUGUGCCUUUUAAGUCAUUUUCAUCAAUUAUAUCAGCACUGACCUUAAUAAAAUGAGCAUUCCUUUUGGAAAAAAACCCUGCAUCUGUUACUGGUACAUUUGAAUGUCUUUCUUCCUAUGCUUCUGGUAGUAUGUGUACAGUAACUAUAAUGUAUGAGCUGUAUGUCGAUAAAAAUAUUAGACUUCAUCUUUGCCAUUUGCUUGUAACCAUCUUAAUUUGAUCCAGUGGUUGACCAUAUUUCAUGUGAUUAAAUCGUGUAUACUCUGUAUUAAAAAGAAUGCAUUUAAUCAGCAAUAAAGCAGAGAAAACAGAGAUUAACUUUAUACCCAGAAAA